This is a messenger RNA of Ooceraea biroi (clonal raider ant), 600 nucleotides long. Its product is annotated as golgin subfamily A member 6-like protein 22. Lineage: Eukaryota; Metazoa; Arthropoda; Insecta; Hymenoptera; Formicidae. The record is from RefSeq and is a predicted model, not a curated record.
AUGGAAGGAGAAGAGAAGUUCAGAGAAGAGGUUAAAGAGAUGAUGGAUAGGAUGAUGGGGAUGAUGGAGAAAAUGAUGGUGAUGCUGGAAGGAAGGAAGGAAGGGGGGAAAGGAGAGAAGGAGACGGAUAAAGAAGAGAGGUUAAAAGAAGCGGAAGGAAGCAGGACGGAAGUGAGGAGAAAGGAAGAAAGGAGGAGUGGUGAGGCGGAGAUGAGUCAGAAAAGAGAGGAGGAAGUAAAGGAAGGAGAAGCAGAAGGGAGGGAUGAAGAAGAGAAAGAAGAAAGAAGAAGAAGAGAAGAGGAGAUGUGGAGGAGGGAGAUGGAGAAGAAAAGUGAAGAGAUGGAAAAGAUGGAAGAGGAGGGGAAAAUAGGAGAAGGGGUAAAGGAGAGUGGAGUGGAAUGUUGGGAAGAGAAAGAAGAGGGGGAGAAGGUGAUAGAGAAAGGAGAAGCAGUGGGUGGUGAGGAGGAAGAGUGGUGGAAGGAGUCUUAUUCGGAAACCUCACCAACAUUUUCAACAACUUAUGAAAACGUUUACAUGAACAAGAUGCCUAUACCACACUUGAAGAAACGAAAUAUUCAAAUACUAUUCGUGCAUCCAUAA